This is a messenger RNA of Callithrix jacchus (white-tufted-ear marmoset), 2632 nucleotides long. It is a transcript of the gene A4GNT, whose product is annotated as alpha-1,4-N-acetylglucosaminyltransferase. The record is from RefSeq and is a predicted model, not a curated record. Lineage: Eukaryota; Metazoa; Chordata; Mammalia; Primates; Cebidae. Gene Ontology annotation, molecular function: acetylglucosaminyltransferase activity. Gene Ontology annotation, biological process: protein O-linked glycosylation.
AGCAGGCUGGCACAGAGAAGUGGACAUGCUGAAGGAGCUCCAGCUCUCCCUGUCAGUCAUCCUGCUGCUUGCCUGUGGCUUCCUCUACCAGUUCACCCUGAAGUCCAGCUGCCUCUUCUGCUCGCCUUCUUUCAAGUCCCAGCAGGGGCCGGAAGCCCUCCUGAGCCACAAACGUGGCAUUGUGUUUCUAGAGACCUCAGAGAGAAUAGAGCCACCCCACUUGGUCUCCUGUGCUGUAGAGUCUGCUGCCAAGAUUUAUCCUGAGCGGCCUGUGGCGUUUUUUAUGAAGGGUCUCACUGAUUCCACGCUGACACCCUCAAACUCCACAUACCCAGCUUUUUCCCUGCUCUCAGAAAUAGACAAUGUUUUUCUCUUCCCUUUGGAUAUGAAAAGGCUGUUUGAAGACACACCAUUGUUUUCAUGGUACACUCAAAUCAACACCAGUGCAGAGAGAAACUGGCUUCACAUCAGCUCGGAUGCAUCCCGCCUGGCCAUCAUCUGGAAAUACGGUGGCAUCUACAUGGACACCGAUGUCAUCUCCAUCAGGCCCAUCCCUGAAGAGAAUUUUUUGGCUGCCCAGGAUUCUCAAUACUCUAGUAAUGGAGUAUUUGGGUUCCUCCCCCACCACCCUUUUUUGUGGGAAUGCAUGGAAAAUUUUGUUGAAAACUACAAUUCAGACAUUUGGGGCAAUCAAGGCCCUGAUUUGAUGACAAGGAUGUUGAGGGUAUGGUGCAAACUUGAAGACUUCCGGGAGCUGAGUGACCUCAGGUGUCUGAACAUGUCCUUCCUACACCCCCAAAGAUUUUACCCCAUCUCCUAUCCAGAGUGGAGGCGCUACUAUGAAGUGUGGGACACAGAUCCAAGCUUCAAUGACUCUUAUGCCCUGCAUUUGUGGAACUACAUGAACCAGGAGGGGCGGGCUGUGGUUAGUGGAAGCAACACACUGGUGGAAAAUCUCUACCAAAAGCACUGUCCUGGUACUUACAAGGACCUGAUUCAAGGCCCAGAGGGGCCAGUGACUGGGGAGCUGCAUCCAGGUAACAAAUAGAGCCAACACUAGGUUACUGCUGCUGCAGUGUGGAAAUGGACAUUUCCUGGAGUGCGACACUUUCACUUGAUCUCCACUGUCUCUUUGUGGGGGUGGGGUGGGCUGAGGGUUACCCAAAUGUCAGUUAGGAUUAGUUUUCUCUGUCUAUAAUAGAACAAUCCCAAAUAAUAUUGGCUAUAAAACAUACACCCAUGGUCCAUGUGGCUGCAUGACCUCCAACCCAUCAAGUCUGCAUUUCAGGCAGUAGGACGAAGAAAAGAGAAAAGGUGCACUUGCUUGAUUUUGUGAAGACUUCCUGCAAGUACCAUAUAACACUUCCUCUUACAUUGCACUGACUGGGAUGUAGCUGCAAGAGACGCUGGAAAUUUAAGGAGGAAGAAAAAAUGGGUGCUGGAUAGGCAGCUACCAGUUUGCUACAUGUUCUAUUUCUUCUUCUUUUUUUUUUUUUAAGAUGGGGUUUCAUCAUGUUGGUCAGGCUGGUCUUGAACUCCUAACUUCAGGUGAUCCACCCGCAUUGGCCUCCAAAGUGCUUGGAUUACAGGCGUGAGCCACCACGCCCAGCCUCUAUUUAAUAUGGGAAGAUUAAUUCUAGGACUUGUUAGAGCAUUGACUGAGGAAAAAAGAUACUUGAUUUCUAGUCCUGAUUUUGACAUUCAUUAACGGAUUCAGUCAAUAAAUAUUAAUUGAGGCUGGUCUAUAUGCCAAGCAUUGAUUUAGAUGCUGCAGAUACAACUGAAUCAAGCAGAUGAGGUCCUCAGCACUUAUAUCCUAAUCCCUGGCCUCAUGACCCUGGGACAGUCUCCUCCCCUGCUGAGGGUGUCUGCUGUUCUCUACCCUAUCUCUUUCCAAAAUACACAGUAACCCUGUCAUAAUUGGCCCAUACAAGCAAAUUAUAAACUCAGACUAGUUAAAACUGCUUUCCUUUUUAGGUUUACAUAAAAAAUUUACCUCCUGCAUUUCAAAAUGUCAUGUUCAAAACACCAUAAAUAUAUACAAUUUGUAUUUGUGAAUUAUAAAUAAAUAAAUUAUUUCUUUUCAGGAGGUAUGAGAAUUAAUAUUUCUUCAGCAAAGACUUCCAGCCAAGAUUUUCUAGAACUUUCCUUUUGGCAGUUUGCUUUAUGGAAAAAAGUUUACAUUUGCCCUCAAAUUUAAACUAUAAUACCUUUUCAAACUAUAUCCAUCUAUCCCUCUUUUAUUCGAAUAUUUCCCCCUUUAGGAAUUACAGCUGGCCAGGCACUGUGGUUCACACCUGUAAUCCCAGCACUUUGGGAGGCUGAGGCAGGUGGAUCACUUGAGCCCAGAAGUUCAAGACCAGCCUGGGCAACAUGGUGAAACUCUGUCUCUACAAAAAAAAUGCAAAAAUUAGCUGGGUAUGGUGAUGCAUGCCUGUGGUCCAAGCUAGUUGGGAGAUUGAGUUGGGAGAAUCACCUGAACCUGGGAAGGUUGAGGGUACAGUGAGCCAAGAUUGUGCCACUGCACUCAGCCUGGGUAACAGAGCCAGAUCCUAUCUCAAAAAAAAAAAAAAAAAAAAGAAGAAAAAUUACUGUUUUGACAGUCUUAUUAAAAAACAUUCACAAGUCAUGU